ACUGCUAUUAAAUGUUACUAACCUCCAUUUAACGAGACUGUACAAUUAUUGUAAGGAUCCUUUAAACGAAGAUAAAGAAUAUCAUUAAUAUUAAAAAUGAUAUUCUCUUUGCGUGUAAUAGGUAAAAAAAGUAUUCAUCAAUUUCGUCAAUUUCACAAAUGUAUCGUCGUUUGUCAAACAGAUGCAGCUCCAGCUGCAACGUCAAGACCAACAGAACCUUUAACUAUUCCAAUUCCAGAAGGUUUAGACAAACCGAUUAAUCCAAAAUUGGACAAAAUAGCUAACGAUAUAACUAGCCUCAAUCUUAUUGAGGUAAUGGAGCUAAGCAAUUUAUUAAAGAAACGAUUAAAUUUGCCCGAUGCUCCGAUCAUGCCUGUAGGAGGCUUCAUGGCUGCAGGAAAAUCAGAUGAAGUAGAGGAGGCACCGAAACAAGUAAAAUCUUCAUUUACCGUGAAGUUAAUUAAAUUCGAUGACAAACAGAAGGUACCUCUAAUCAAGGAGAUAAAGAAUUUGUUACCAAACACAAAUCUUGUACAGGCUAAGAAGUUUAUCGAAAGCGUACCGGUGGUUGUGAUGAAAGAUAUUUCACAAGACGAGGCAACUAAACUUAAGGAAUCUAUUGAAAAAGUUGGCGGAGAAAUAGAAAUUACGUAAUGUGUUACUCUACGUUAUAAUCAAACUGUAUGUAUUUUUUACAAAUAAAUUGUACAAAUCAUUUAUUUAAA
Vespa crabro (European hornet) is the source of this 725-nucleotide messenger RNA. It is a transcript of the gene mRpL12, whose product is annotated as 54S ribosomal protein L12, mitochondrial. The coding region runs from base 97 to 654 and encodes 185 amino acids. Gene Ontology annotation, cellular component: mitochondrial large ribosomal subunit; ribosome. The transcript has 4 exons. Gene Ontology annotation, biological process: translation; mitochondrial transcription. The record is from RefSeq and is a predicted model, not a curated record. Lineage: Eukaryota; Metazoa; Arthropoda; Insecta; Hymenoptera; Vespidae. Gene Ontology annotation, molecular function: structural constituent of ribosome.